AAAACUCUACACUGGAAGUGGUGAGACGAGGCAGAUUGACCGCUACGACUUGGAUGAGCAGCAAUGGGAAGGGACUAGUCAAACUUUGAUGCCUGCACUUGGGCCACUGGAGGCCUUUACAAUAUACCUGUCGGAACGUCACAAGUACGAUGAAGCUGUCUCGGUUCCUGUGCUUCGGCGGCAGUAACCUCAUUCUGCGGGAGAGGUUACGGCGCUAUCUGGGGCCUAUCUUUGACCCUGUUCGCGACAAGGUCACUCGGGUGUGUCAGACAACAGUCACUGUUACUAUGGAGAUCCUGUUAUGGACGUAUGCCUACACACACGCACUGCUGUCCAUCCUUCUGGUUUGGGAUAUAACGCCCGCCAUCACUGGAAGGAAGACUUACGCGCCAAGCCCUCUGGACCAGCGACGGAAGCCACAGAGGAACUCAGAUGUGGUCAUCCUGGUGGACGAGUACGAGUUUGAGGCUAACAAAGCUAUUUUGUCAGAGAAAAGUGAGUAUUUUCGAGCGAUGUUUGGAUCUGGGAUGAAGGAGUCCAAUCAGAGGAUUUUGACAUUACAUGGCGUCCCGGCGGCCAUUUUUGACAUCAUCAUAGACUGCGUCCACGGCUCUCCUCUCGCGGUGACGGACGAGAACUUGGCGGAUCUGGUGGCCGCGGCGUCGUUCCUCCAGAUGCCUUGCGUCAUCACGGGCUGUGUGUUCUUCCUGCGCGCCAACAUGGACGUGGAAAACUGCACGGACGUCCUGGCACUGGCCGAGAUGUACGGGGUGCAGGAAAUCAUCGACGAGGUCCAUAAGUUCAUGCGAGACAAUUACAUCGACUUCUGCAAGAGUGAGAGCUACCAACUCCUCAGUCCUGAGAAAAGGGAAUAUCUGAAAACACUGAGGAACAGCGGGAAGCAGUAUAUAGGCAUUAUCAGCAAGGAGGGGGCCAUGAGGGGCUUACAGGUGGAUCCUGAUGAUGUGAAGAAGCUACAUUACUACGACGAGGAACAAGACAAGUGGAAACUGCUAGCUAAUCUACCGGUAGAGGUCUCUCGAUGGAACUGCAGCAUCGCAGUGAUUGACAACUACCUGUACGUGGUGGGCGGGUUCAAGCCGCGCACUGGAGACUCAUGUUUCCAGUACCUGCCAGGAGCAUACAGAUACAACCCGUGCAAGAAUUCAUGGGAAGAGGUCCGCGCCAUGAGGAAGCGUCGUCGCCACUUCAGUCUCGUGCCGCUAGAGGGCGCGCUUUACGCCAUCGGCGGCUGGUGGCUGGACGCCUUCGCUCCGGACGCACGGAGCCGCAUGUUCGACUCCAUCGAGAAGUACGACCCCGAAUCCGACAGAUGGAGCAUCGUCACCACCCUCCCCCUCCCCAGAUAUCGCGUACACAUGACACUCACUCACGACAACCCCCUGGCAGUUGCCUUCGACUCUUCCAUCUUCAUCCUCCUGGCCUAUAGGGGCAUCAUUGUCAUGCACCAGUACACCCCCUCUACGGACAAAUGGAGGGAGGUUUGCGAGGUGCCGUUUCACAACGAACUGUACACUGUCUACACGAUGUUGUCGCUCGAUGACGUCAUCUACAUUAUAGGAGGGAAUUUCGAGGAGAAUAUCGUGGUAAGUUAUACGCCGGAGACGGACGAAUGGACUAAGCUGAGCUCGGUGACGAGGGUGGCGUAUUUCAACGGCAGCGCCACCUUGCGGGGACGUAAGAUCUACAUCGGGACGGCGGAAGACCAGACGCUGCAGGUGUACGAUGUGGACACCAACACGUGGCAGCCGGCAGGGGGCGCCACUAUGCCGUUCCUGGGACCGCUGGUCGCCUUCACGCUAUCACUGGGCUGAAUAUGGUAGAUGGACAGUCUGAUAUCUAAAACUUUUCACCUUAUACUGAGCAUGUCACAGUGUUGAGUACACUAUGUGGAGAGUACAGUAUGUGGAGAGCACACUAUGUUGACGUGGAGAGUACAGAAUUGUGUAGAGGGGACCUAUUUACUUAACACUAACAAGGAAAAAGAUUGAGCUGCAAUCACAGAAGUUUCGAAACACUGAUCACCGUUCAGACCAGAAUUUAUUCAUCUAUCAAUAAGAUAGACAUGCCGAAAGUUACACACCAUCAAAUAGAACAGGAUAAAAACUAAAAUAUUGAUUUCCACCAUAUAGUUAUAUUCAUAUAUUUUAAGAAUAAUUGUCUUCAUUGCACUUUAUCUGUUGACUGCAAGGUGACAAAAACGCCUAGUUUGUUCAUUGCCUAUUCAAAAAUCUUUAACAGUUAAAAAUCGUCGGGUGAGUUUUAUCAAUCUGGAAUGAGUUUGAGUUCUGAGUCUACUACUAAAGGAAUAUUGGAACCGAGGUACUAUUUCUUGUAAGCCCCAAGCUACGACGCAGACCGAAGGCACUUUGUUUCCAGAAAAGUAGUAUUUACCGCAAGGUUUUGGACGGAAGAUACAGAUAGAAAUUUUAAGCUAAGCUAAAAAAAUCAAAUUGAGACAACCACCAAACACAUAUAUUGAUUUUGUUGGUAACACUACAUGCAUACUAGUAUAUGUACCCGUGCGAAAUAUCAAAACCGUACAAUAACUUAAUAUGCAUACCUUGGUUGCCGGAAAAAGCUGCACAUUUGAAAUACAUAUACAAUCUAAUUCCA
Molecule: messenger RNA, 2637 nt
Organism: Branchiostoma floridae (Florida lancelet)
Lineage: Eukaryota; Metazoa; Chordata; Leptocardii; Amphioxiformes; Branchiostomatidae
Product: kelch repeat and BTB domain-containing protein 13-like
Exons: 4
Coding region: 150-1835 (561 amino acids)
Molecular function (GO): protein binding
Source: RefSeq, a predicted model, not a curated record